AUGGACGGUCACUGGGAAGAGUUCGCGCCUGAGGCGAAUGAACAAAUGCUCCAGGCAUACCUCGACUAUGUCAGAGAGAUUCCUGGCACCCAAUUUGUGACGAUCAGCUCAGGUGGAGUGGAGCGUCAGGUGGAUUUCAAAUUGAUGCAGCAGAAGCACCUAAGGACUGGAAAGACUCGCGGCAUCCGUGCUUUACCUGGUGCUCCUCCCAAUUGGCAAUCUUCCAAGAAAAAAUACUGUUGGAGCACUUUUCACCAGUUGGGAUGCUUGACCUUGGACAGCCAGCUGCGUGGGCAUAGAGCUGCUUGGAAGCAGCUGCAGAAGGUGCUGAGAGGCGAGUUUCUGGAUGCGAAGAUGUGUAAAUAUCAGGAUGGCAGCAUUGUGGUCUUCCAGCUGCCCCAUGGCUGCGAGGAAGAGGCCAGAGACCUCUGCGCCAGGUUUGCAGCAGAGCCCAGCGCUGAGUCGGCCAUCUGCAAAGGAAAGUUGGCUCGCUACCGGCCCCUGGAGUUCUACAUCUUGCAAGCUCCAUCCCUUGACCCAACCACCACGCCAAACCAGCUGGCCAUGUGCACGGUGUGGUGGGCGAUGGCACCCGGUUUGCCUCACCGGGAGGCGCCGGAGCCCAUUCCGCUGGAUUUCUUGGCCGCCUUGGACCAUUGGUUGCUGCCGCGCUGCGCUGAGAUGCAGCUGGUGCAGUUUGGAGCUGAGGGGGUGCCCCUGUCCACGGCUUGGUUGCCCGGCAUGGCCAACGAGGUGUGUUGGGUGGAGCCGGUGGUCGAGAAGGCCAUAGAAACCAUGGAGGCUGAGGAAGCUGCAGAACCGGAAGGUGAAGUGGAGAAUUCCGUGUGGCUCAGGGCACGCAGAAAACGUUGGGCGGAUGAAACGGACACCAGUGAGGAAGAGAGUGAAGAGAAAGUGGAUGCUUCUUUCAACAACAUUCAACUUCAAAGCCCAGGCGCCAGCCCCCAGAGAUCCAGCGCCAGCGACGCCGCGCCGUCGCGCCGCCUCUCCGAGGACGCGGCCGCGUCCGCCGCGUCCGCCGCAUCGCCGGUGGCGGCGCCGGUGGCAGCGGUGGCGGAGCGCACGGAGAGUCCACCGCUGCGCCUGGAGUUUCUGGUGGAGGCUGAUCUGUUGGAUGCUCGGAGUUCCAGUGGAGAUGCGGGCGACAAGAAGGAUGUGCAGCAGAGUCAGAAAGAAGAACGUCGACAGGAGCCUUCAGUACCACGCGGCCGCACCAUGGUCUUGGCCCGAAGCGAUGAGGGUCGUGCUGCCGAAUGUCCCCAGCUGCGCAGACAAGGGAUUUGUUUCGAAGGUUUGUCCUGCAGCCACCUGCAUCCAGCUGGUUCCCAGUUGGUGCGCCCCGAAGCCUGUCCCUUCAACAGCGAGCACCGUGACCGCUGCCCGCUGCGGAACUUCUGUGCCUUCAGCCAUGGCUCUGCGGAGCAGCGGAGGCCCCCCAUCUUCCGCGCCAAGGCCGAGGCCGCCCACAGCGCGUCUUCGGAGGCGCCGGAGGCGCUGGGGCGCUGCGUGGCGCCUUUUGCGGCGAACGACGCGGCGGUGAAUGUGGUGCGGCGGUCCCUGCGCAGCGCCACGGGGGAGGUGGUGGCGUUGUUGGCUGAGGCCAGGGCCUUGGGGCUGGUUGAAGAGGUGUGUGGUGCUGAGCGAAGGCUGCUGAAUGCCCUGGCGGCCACGCCCAGUGCUGGGCCCGGGCCACCACCCAGGAGCAGGGCUAUGAGUCGAGCAUCUUCCUAUGAUUCCUUCUUUGAUGGAGAUGCGGCCAAGUUUGUGCUGGCAUCAACACCUGGAGAUACACAACCAAGUACUCCCAGAUCCUCACUCACACCCACUGGUUGGCCAAAUGAUCGAUAUGCCAGGUAUGCGCUUCCAGACUGGUUAGCUGAGGAACAGACCAUCAACAUCCACAACCAGCUGAAUCUGGAUGGUUUUCCUGGCAGUGAUGGUCAGUUUGGAGUCGAAGAGAAGCAGAGGGAUGACCUGCAGAUGCCUGCCACCUGGCACGAUGCUCCCUUGGGUGCUGUGGUGCCAGCCAUGCCAUCCAUGCCAUCCACCCUGGUGCUACACCGUGCCGUGCCACGCAAGCGCAACGGGCGGUCAGAGGAGGUGGCCUGGGCAGAUGAGGCGCAGGAACUGAGACCCGUGGGACCAGUGGCAUCCACAGCCUCUGUCAUCUCCAGACACAAAUGGCAGCAGAAUGCGAUCCCACCCGGCAUAGGUCUGAUGUGGCACAGCAGCCCCUUUGGUAUUUCGCGCACUCCCAACAUCCACACACCAGCAAGUCAUCGCUCACCGGCUCGAUCCCCCACCUCCUUCAGCGGCUACUGCUCGCCGAUUCCGGGCUUCUCUUCCGGUGUGGCUUCACCCAACCAGCGACGCUCCGGCUACUCGUCACCGUCCACCAUGAGUGGCACGGCCUUUUUCGCUGGAGCCGCAACGCAGAGUGGUUUGAUGCGUCGCUUGAUGUCGCUGCGUGAAGCACGUGGUGAAGAGCAGGAAGAAGAUAGCGAUGAUCGGUCCAGUGAAGAACGCUCCGAGGAUGAAGGUGAACCUCCAGAUCUCCUGGAGCUGCUGCUGAAACACGCCGAGAAAGUGGCCCCCAGCUGUCGCGAGCCGCGGCUGCUGUCGUUGGACCUGCGGCCCACGGUGCCCGUGUCGCAGCGGGGGCUGCUGCCGUGUCACUCGGUGCCCUUUCUGAAUGCCUUGGUGCAGACCCUGCUGGCCUCGUCUCUGAUGCCCCUGCUGGCGCAGGUCUCUCCGCGUCAGCAACGGCCUGCCUACAGCUGCUUCAUGCAGCUGGCCCUGGAGCUGUCCGGCACCACCGGCGCGCCGGCGCCCGCCUUGGCGCCCCGCUGGGCCGACGCCGGCCUGCUGCUCGAGCCCCUGCUGCGGCGCUUCGAACGCGGCAAGGCGGUGCAGGAGGCGCCGGCCUUCCCGGGGCCUUGGAAGGUGCCGGGCAUGGCCGAUAUGUUUUCCUGCUUCCUUCAUUUUUUGCUGGGUCAGCUGCAUGAUGAAUGCAAGUGGCCCUCCACCUUGAGCAUCAGCUCUAGCCAGCACGAGGAUUCCCCGCUGAUGCGUAUCUUCGGCGGACUGAUCCGCCUGAACUCCCGGACCUCCAAGGCGCCCCGACGGGUGGAUCGAGGCCCGGAGACGAUCUCGGCCUUUCUGCUGUUGCACUUGGAUCUCACCGAGUCAGGUGGCAGCUCCUCCGUCGAACUCGAGCUGCAGCAGCUGUUGCUCCGCUACGACGCGCGCUUCCUGCGGCUGCCGCCCUUUCUGCUGUUGCACCUGGAGCGAUUCCGCACGGGCGCAGACGGGCUGCCGGACCGGGUCAGCAAGAAGUGUCGGAUGGAUCUGAAACUGGAGCUGGAGGAGGCCAGUAGCUACACCUUGCGCUCCGUUCCCUACCAGCUUCGUGGUGCCAUGUGUCACUACGGCGAGGUCCCCGAGGGCGGCGCCUACAAGGCCCUCAUCACCGAGGCCAUCGCUGGUGGAGGCGGCUCCCUGCGGUGGCACGUGCUGGACGACGUGACGGUGCGCUGCAAGGGCCAGGAGGAGAUGCAGGAGAUGUUGGAAGCCGAAGGUCAUCAUGUGUGUUUUCUGAUGUACCACCGCCUCGAUACCAAGACCGUGAACCUACGCCCCCACGCAGCCCUAUCGUAAGGGAGCAUUGACGUGGUGACUGGCAACUUGAUAGUGGAACCAAAGAGUUCUACAGAGUUCUACAGCUCUAAGACCUGAUGUUUCUUGCAAUUUCUUGCAUUCAUA
Messenger RNA from Cladocopium goreaui, 3783 nucleotides. The record is from the annotation of a GenBank genome assembly. NCBI's taxonomy places the organism in Eukaryota, Dinophyceae, Suessiales, Symbiodiniaceae.